AUGAACGGCUCCGACAGUUCCCUCCAACCCACACCGCCCUUUUCUAUCAACAUCCUCUGGCCGACCAGCGCUGAUGGAGAUGCAAACUCUGGGUUGCUCCCCUCACGCAAGGCGUCCCCACGAUCGCCGCCACCGCCGCCGCCGCCGCUCGAAUCGUACCUGCCCGGCGUCUACCGCGACGAGAGCCUUCCCCAGCUGUCCACCCCGUCCUUGACCGCCGCCUACCUCGUGACCGAACUCGGCCUCGGCCGCCUCGAUGGGUUCAGCCACCACUGGUUCUGGCUGCUCGGCUCGCCCGCCCUGCCGCGGCCCCUGCACGACUGUGUCCACCGGGGCCGCACAAUCUGCGUGACAGAGCGGAUGGACCGCCACCUGGGUCUGGGCCUGGGCAGCGACGGCGGCCGCGGCGGCGGUGGCGGCAAGCGAGACCUGCUGUACCUCAAGCCGCUGCCGCGUUUCCUGCUGGACACCCGCUUUUGGGAGCAGGUGCUGGCGUGCGAGUGCAAGCGGGACGACACGGUUGUCGUCAUGUCCGGGCGGCGGUCGUGGAUCAGCCGGCGAAGCGGCAGCAACAGCAAUGGCAGCGCACAGUCGUCCCCCCCUGGCAGUCUGCGCUCCCAGUCACAGAUGCAGCCGCAUCCACAGUCCCAGUCACAGCAACAGCGAGAGCAACAGCGGCAGCAACGGGCGCAAUCAGAAAAGACAGUCACGUCCUCUGCGUCGGCUGCCUCUACCUCCUCUUCAGCAUCGUCCACCUGCGAGAAGCGCCACCUCUGGGACUGUGCCCUCGGCUUCCUGUACUCGUAUGCCGCGCUCGUUGCCCACGAGAGUGACUUCCGCAUUGCACAGGAACACGGGCUGUUGCCAGCCGAGGUCACCUGGCACAGCUGGCGCCUCCUCACGCGGCAGGUCGUCACGUCGCCCGACGUCGUGGCCCAUCGCUUCCACCAGCGGUUCUUGUACGGCGAGAUGAUGCUGCACCGCCUGCGCGAGAUCAGCCAGCUGAAGCGCGGCGGGCUGGUGCCUGUGCUGAUUGGGCGGCUGGACCGCUUUGCGCGUUUCUUCCAGGGAAAUGUGCGCUGGUUGGCCUCCCUCAUGGCCUACAUUGCCAUUGUAUUGAGCUCCCUGCAGGCGGGGUUGACGACAGACAGACUCGCGGCGAGCUCUGCCUUCCAGUCCUUUGCGUCCGGCUUCACCAUGUUUUCGCUCAUCGCGCCACUGUCCAUCCUGCUCGCGUUCGGUGGCUACUUUGGCCUGUCUCUCGUCUACCACGUCGGCGUCCAUCUGGUGACGAGCCACCUCUAUGUUGGCACGGCUCGUCAGGCCAUGAUCGUUGACGGUGUCAACGCCUUCCAGCACCACUGGGGUGACUCGAAGAGCGAGGUGUAG
This is a messenger RNA of Sporothrix schenckii 1099-18, 1389 nucleotides long. RefSeq lists its product as uncharacterized. The transcript has a single exon. Lineage: Eukaryota; Fungi; Ascomycota; Sordariomycetes; Ophiostomatales; Ophiostomataceae. The record is from RefSeq and is a predicted model, not a curated record. Bases 1 to 1389 code for a protein of 462 amino acids.